AUGUCAAACUUCACGAAUUCUCAAAAGUCCCGAACAACGCACACAAGUUGGCGAAGUGAAAGUGAGAGUGUUGGCAGCAGGCCGCACAAUCCACUGCAAGAAAUCACUUCAUCGAGCACAGCGGAUUAUUAUAACACUGCGAACAUUUCAAAUAACCUACACCUUGACCGAACAAACCCAACCCAGAGAACCGGUUCAGUAACUACCUCGACAACAUCGUCAUCAUUUGCCUCAAGUAAUGGCGAUACCACAGUUCAUAACUCCCGCCAACGGAAUCCACUCGCUCAGCCACGACCAUACUUUGCGCCGAAUAGCGUUGCUGGUUACCUUUGGCCUAAUAAAGACCAAUGUAAUAGUAAUAACUAUAGACAGCGCAAUGACCAGAGAAUGUCCAACACUUGGUUACGUGACUCAUCUCAGUCAAGUAGAGGUAGCAACAGUAGUACUGAAAGUGGUAUUUUCUCUGGUGACAGCUGUGCUGGCGAUAUAAAACCCGUGUAUAGUAGUAACGAUCGCAACAAUCACCUAAAUUGUCCUCCAAAUCAUCGUAAUAGUAGGGGUUUCAAUAGAUACCCGCCCGGAAUGCCGCGUCCAACUCCGGCUUCACAUUUCGCCAGCAGUAAUAGCUUUAAUGCGCCAGCGGCUUCAAGCUUACCACAACCGCCACAGAGUUGGUUGUUUAGCAGGGCGGAGGCUCUAGUUAAAGAAGAGGACCUGAAGGAGGAGCGAGCGCUAGAAAAGAAGUCGAAUACUUUCGACUAUUAUAAUUUGAAGAUGUUGCUCACCGUGGAAGCAUAA
This is a messenger RNA of Zeugodacus cucurbitae (melon fly), 798 nucleotides long. Its product is annotated as hybrid signal transduction histidine kinase M-like. The record is from RefSeq and is a predicted model, not a curated record. The transcript has a single exon. Lineage: Eukaryota; Metazoa; Arthropoda; Insecta; Diptera; Tephritidae. The coding region runs from base 1 to 798 and encodes 265 amino acids.